AUGCGCGAGCGAAUGAACACGCACUUCUCCUCUAACAUACACAUCUCAAUAUUCAUAAGGUCAAGACCGCGGUCGAUGAUGUAUCGGCCGUUGGAGUCCACCAGAGUCGAAGGGCACGGAGCUCCAAGUAACAUGAGUAAUUCGUUUCCCACAAAGCGACAGGCUGUCGAGAAUGUUCACUGGCAGGCUCCGGUCGUCAUGCUGUCCGCACUUGCGGCUGGAUUCGCCUUCUUCCUGGGCCAUCACUUCUUCUAUCUGUCGCUACACCACGUACCAACCAAGGAUGCAGCAUUCGAACAACAAGUCAACAUCGCCAUUGGCACGGCAUUUGCCUUCAUCGUGAGAAUGUUCCUCGCUAUUUCUGUUGCAACGGUUUUCUGGCAGCUGUUCUGGCACAACGUUCGAGCAAAAGAGACAACGCUGUCACGCAUUGACACACUGUCGUCGGUAUUAAAGAACGUUCUUGAGUUCCGACAUGUCAGGGCUAUUACUCAAUUUCCAGCUCCGUUCGCGAUAGCGGCAAUAGCAUGGUUGAUCCCGCUGGCGGCAAUCAUUCCACCAGCUUCAUUGACGGUGGAGUUGUCGCCCUAUCCUCAGCAGGAGAACCGCGUAACUUCCAUGUCCGUACCGGACUUCGCCAUGGAGAAAUUUGCUCAAAUGGCUCUCGAUUCGGGUGAGGGAAUCUCGACACCAUUCUACAAAGCACCCCGUUUUGGAGUUCAGCAGCUCGUAAACACGGUGGCCACCUUGGGCUCCCUCUUGGACUUUCCUGCGCCCGCGGUGAACUCAUCGUACAGUUUGAAUUUCUAUGCUCCUGCGCUGCAUUGCGCCGAAUACGACGAUACGGUUCGCAAGGCCGUUUUCAAGCAGAUGUCAAAAGAAGUGAAGUGUGAUAUAUCUGCCGAGCAAGGGACGAGAAACGGCCAAGCGGAAGAGAGCAGCUGUGACUAUAAUCCCAUUUAUCUGUCCUGGGUUCCAGACUACACUCAUCACGUCAGCUCGUAUAAUGUUACUAUGAGCGAUAUGUUUGGCGCAGGUGGAACCUUUGAUUUCAAGAAUACCAUUGGCCAAUACGGAGAACUCCCUGGUGAGGAGCCCGCGUCACUCGCGGUCGGUGUGCAGUCGUAUUCGCAGGCCAUGUAUACCGACCAGCCGUGGACAGUCAUUAAUUGUUCGCUACACAACGCCACUUACACCGUCCAUGUUAACGUCACGGGCGGAGCGCAAGACGUAGAGGUUGUGGCUCGGACGUUGACAAACCCCGUUGGCUACUUGCCCAACGCAACCGUGGACAGUAGCACAUCGGAAGACUCGCAAUUCUCUACAUUCCACCGCGAUCUCACGCGCCUCGCCUACUACUCGCUUCUGGAUGCCCUCGGUCGCCUGCUCGUCGGCCAAAUGGCUUCAUGGAGCGACUACGACAUAGUCCAGCAAACGGUUACUCAAACGUCCGUCAUGACCACCGAUCUGGUUGACUCGGUCGAGCUCAGCGGUCUCUACCGCGCGAUGGAAUUUUGCAGCAUGGGCGCAAACGCCAGUACCUGCUUUGACAAGGAAGGCGGACCGAACCUCACCGCCCCCUCGACGCGCCCCUUGUCCGCGGCCAUGGAGCAGCUGUUCGAGAACAUGACACUCAGCCUCUUCAGCGACGCGCGCUAUCUCACCAGCCCAGAGUCAGAGAAGUCACCGAAAACAAAUGUAACUGUCCUGUUGCCGCAGAACCGCUACGUUUACACGCGGUGGCGCCUCAUCGCGCCAUAUACUACUGCUGUGGCGCUCAGUCUACUCGCUUGCUUAGUAGGUCUGUGGGCGUUCUAUUCGAAUGGCGCGUCAUACAGUGACAGAUUCUCGACCAUUCUACUCAUGACGCGGCAGGCGAAGCUGGGAGGGGAAUUCGAGAAUGAACGGAAGAACCUAGUGGGGGCAGAUCCGCUGCCUCCAAAUCUAGGUGUUGCGAAGGUUUGGAUUGGAGAAAAGGAUGCAAAGCUCGAGAUGAAUGGGGGUGAGGGUGGUGUUGAACUUGGGACAAUCAAUCGUGUAGCGAAAGUGCCGUUGGCUGCGGAGUAUCAAGUUGGACGGAGGAGCGUGUCUCCAUUAGCUGGUCCCGGCAACAGGUAG
Periconia digitata is the source of this 2118-nucleotide messenger RNA. The record is from the annotation of a GenBank genome assembly. NCBI's taxonomy places the organism in Eukaryota, Fungi, Ascomycota, Dothideomycetes, Pleosporales, Periconiaceae.